Messenger RNA from Closterium sp. Yama58-4, 348 nucleotides. NCBI's taxonomy places the organism in Eukaryota, Viridiplantae, Streptophyta, Zygnematophyceae, Desmidiales, Closteriaceae. The record is from the annotation of a GenBank genome assembly.
AUGCACUUCACCCCUCUCCACCCCUCUCUUCACCUCUCUCGACCUCUCGCAGGAAUUCGUGGGCCACCACGGAUCUAUCUGCUAUCCACUGCCCUCCCCCACCCCGCUCUGUCCCACUCUCCUGCACUUCAUCUCUCUCCACUGCUCUCCACCUCUGACUUCCAUGGCAGGCCAGAGAAGUCAGGAGCCAUGGGAGAGCGGCUCAAGGAGGCGAUGUCAAUCAACGCGUCCCUCUCCACCCUCGGGAGGGUGAUGUUAGCGCUGGUGAACAAGUCCUCCCACGUGCCAUACCGGGACUCCAAUCUCACGCACCUCCUCCAGGUGAAUUACCUUCGCCCCUACUGGUGA